CACACAAACCGACCCGGGAUCGGUUUUCUUCGCCAAAAGCCGGGGCGUUGUUCUCCAGGCUCAGCCCUCCUUACUUCCCUAAAAGCCGGCCAACCUGUUGCGGCGGCCGGGAGCAGCAGAGGACUCCGGGCUGGGUGUUGGUUCGCGGCUGUCUUCCCGCUCUGUCUGUCCGUCUCUCACAGCUUUUCUGCGGGUUUUUUUCCCUCCUGGUUUCACGUCGACGAGGUAAACAGCCUCAAGAUUCAGGAUGUCAAAGAUCAGUGCUUUGGUGUUAAUGACACUCGUGUCACUGGUGUUUGCAGAAGAACAGAAUGUGGAGGAGGAUCCUUUCACCUUUGACUACUACAGACUGCGCGUCGGAGGCCUGAUCAUCGCUGGUGUUCUCUGUCUUAUCGGCAUCACCAUCCUGCUCAGUGGCCACUGCAGGUGCAAGUUCAACCAGAAUAAGAGGAGGAGGACAGGAAGCAAUGCUCAGCAGAUGCUCAAUGAAGCUCGUUCCUGCGACUGUUAGACGUCAGCCACGCCGCCUGCAGCCAGCAGAUAACACAGAGGAGCAGCACCAGGAUCUGUGGCACCCCGUCCCCAAAGGAAAACAAAAAAACAAGAUGCUUUGGUUUAUUUAGAGAGGUCAGCAGGGAGUCGUCGGCGUGCACCUGACGUGAGGUGUGAAGCUUGCUGUCCCAUAUCUGAGCUACUGAUCUGCAAGGCUUCAUGUCCCGAACACACAAUCAGCUUAGGGCAAAGAUGGAAAGUCGAGAUUGAUGGUGAUGCUCAACUUUUUGGAGCUUGAAUUUAAAUGUUUGCUCGCUCACUGUUACCAAAAACAAAAGAAAGAACUCUCCAUACUGUCGGUCACGCCUCAUCCCUCUGUUACCUGUACUGUACGCGUUAGUGAACAUGUAGAGUUUAGUGUCCAGCCGUGACCCGCUUUAACUCACCGCCAUGAUGAUACACAACCAGAGUGAGGAGGAGUUGGAGUGGAGCUGCUUAAUCCAGAUGAAUCUGUGUCAUUUCUGUGUCUAGCUUUAUGGAGGAACGUAGUGAAUUGCACUGUUCAGAGUCAUGUUUCUAUAAAAUAACUGUUGAAACAAU
Messenger RNA from Salarias fasciatus (jewelled blenny), 1092 nucleotides. RefSeq names its product FXYD domain containing ion transport regulator 3 (gene fxyd3). Gene Ontology annotation, biological process: regulation of sodium ion transmembrane transporter activity. Gene Ontology annotation, cellular component: membrane. The record is from RefSeq and is a predicted model, not a curated record. The transcript has 8 exons. The coding region runs from base 248 to 511 and encodes 87 amino acids. NCBI's taxonomy places the organism in Eukaryota, Metazoa, Chordata, Actinopteri, Blenniiformes, Blenniidae. Gene Ontology annotation, molecular function: sodium channel regulator activity.